AGGGCCCCUCAGGGGGGGCAUUGCGGGGGCCUCAGUUACGCCACUGCGUAGGUUAUAUUAAUUGUCCAUCCCCACCUGUCACCUUUUUCCCGGUCACCAACACCACUUUCCAUCCCAUCCCCCUCAAAACAGUAACACAGACACAUGGGACAGCGUGAACCGCCUCUUUGCUUUGGCUGGCCCUUGUCAAUGUCAAUCAGUGAGAACAUGCCAGCGCUAAUAAGAUAGCAGGGAAGCCCACGUUUUCGCUUUUCUGAUUGGAUAAGAUGAGAUUCAUUCAGCAUUGACCAGCCAAUACAUGAUGCCGAGCUGCCAAGCAACGCUAGGCCGGGUACUUGGUGGGAGAGAAUGUGUUCAGCAGUACGGUGGCCUGGAGUAAAGGCGGUGUGGAGCGGGUAACGGGCCAGCAAGUAGAGGAGAUCAAAGAGACAGUUCAGUAAGAAACCCGGGACUGCGGGCUGAGCUGUCCAAAUCGGUCUGUCCCGCAGAAAACAGGAGGAGUAAACUUUUUACCUCAGCUAGCUGAAUAAGUGUGGUAUGGAGAAUGGUAUUAAGGAGAGUCCAGUGGGUCUGAACAAGAAUGGCGCCCUUGCUAUCCUACCCACACCUCUGGUGUCCGAGGGGCAUAAAAAUCACAAAAGUGUCCUCAACUCUUUGACAUCUGGGGCUCUAGCUGGAGCUGUAGCUAAAACAGCUGUUGCUCCACUGGACAGAACCAAAAUCAUAUUCCAAGUGUCUUCAAACAGAUUUUCUGCUAAGGAAGCCUACAGACUCAUUUACCGCACUUAUAUGAAUGACGGUUUCUUAAGUUUGUGGAGAGGUAACUCUGCGACAAUGGUGCGUGUGAUUCCCUAUGCAGCCAUACAAUUUUGUGCUCAUGAACAAUACAAGAAACUGCUAGGCAGUUAUUAUGGCUUCCAGGGAAGUGCUUUGACACCUAUUCCACGACUUCUUGCAGGAGCGCUAGCUGGUACAACAGCUACUUUAUUGACAUAUCCCUUGGAUCUGGUGCGUGCACGCAUGGCAGUUACACAAAAGGAAAUGUAUAGUAAUAUCAUUCACGUGUUUAUGCGUAUGUCAAGAGAGGAGGGUCUUAAGUCACUUUACAGAGGAUUCACUCCUACUGUGCUUGGUGUCAUCCCAUAUGCAGGGAUCAGCUUUUUCACAUACGAAACACUUAAAAAGCUACAUGCAGAACACAGUGGCAGGAUACAACCAUAUACCUUUGAGAGAUUGCUAUUCGGGGCAUGUGCAGGUCUCUUUGGACAGUCCUCUUCAUACCCAUUGGAUGUGGUGAGGAGGCGAAUGCAGACUGCAGGAGUGACAGGACACACGUAUGGAUCAAUCAUUGGCACAAUGCAGGAGAUAGUGGCAGAAGAAGGUUUUAUCCGUGGUCUCUACAAAGGGCUUAGCAUGAACUGGGUGAAAGGACCGGUGGCAGUGGGAAUAAGCUUCACUACCUUUGAUUUAACACAAAUCCUCCUAAAAAAGUUGCAGCAAAUCUCUCAUAUCCAGAGGUAGAUGAAUGAGGAAAAAGGACAGACCCUCAACCUCUUCCCUUCUUGCGGGGCAUCAUCACAAUUAAACAGCAACAAAAUCAUCACCCACUAACCUGAUUGCUAAAACAUGCCCUCUUUAUCAAGAUACCAAAUGGUGUUACUAAUACUUUUAAAAUGGCUUCUAUGAAAAGCCAGUAAUCAAAGUGAUGACUAAAAGAAAGGAUAAUUUUUUUUAUAGGUAUGCUCCUUAUUAAGCACAAUGCAGAGUGCUGCUCGAAUGUAGAGUAAGUAUACAUUGCAAUGCAACAAGGUCUCCAGCAAAAUUUUAAUUUGGUCCUCAACUGGUUAGUUAAAAAAGGGAGCUCU
Messenger RNA from Xenopus laevis (African clawed frog), 1865 nucleotides. RefSeq names its product solute carrier family 25 member 42 S homeolog (gene slc25a42.S). The record is from RefSeq and is a predicted model, not a curated record. The coding region runs from base 538 to 1521 and encodes 327 amino acids. NCBI's taxonomy places the organism in Eukaryota, Metazoa, Chordata, Amphibia, Anura, Pipidae. The transcript is spliced from 9 exons. Gene Ontology annotation, biological process: transmembrane transport. Gene Ontology annotation, cellular component: mitochondrial inner membrane.